This is a messenger RNA of Drosophila ficusphila, 1069 nucleotides long. RefSeq names its product protein late bloomer. Gene Ontology annotation, cellular component: membrane. Bases 107 to 805 code for a protein of 232 amino acids. The record is from RefSeq and is a predicted model, not a curated record. The transcript is spliced from 5 exons. Lineage: Eukaryota; Metazoa; Arthropoda; Insecta; Diptera; Drosophilidae.
GACUUUAGUCGAUAUUUUGAUGGCGGUGCUCAAGGUGUGCUCGCCCCCAGCGGAAAAACUCUUGUGAAAGUCUGUCGGGAAAAUCGGAAAACCGAAUACCGCGCGCAUGAUGUACUGCACCACCCGACUGCUCAGAUACAUUCUGUGUGUCAUCAGUGGCAUUUGUGCCCUAGGGGGCUGCCUGCUCAUCUGGUACGGCGCCUGGCUGCUGGACAGCCUCUCCGACCAGCAGAGGGCGAUGGGGAUGGACCACGGCGAGGACCUGGCCGCCGCACUCUGCAUCCUCCUCGGCGUGGUCAUCAUUGUGGCCAGCAUCUUCGGCGCGGUGGCCGUAGCCAAGGACUCCAGGACCCUCUUGAUCUGUUAUGCAGUUCUGUUGGUCUUACUCCUGAUCGUCCAGUUUGUAAUGUUCAGCAUUAGCUAUGCCGCCAGUCGGGACUCAUUGCCUGAUUCUCUGAGACAGGGCUUCGAUGAUCUGUGGGACUUGCAGCACGAGGGCAACAGCACCCUGAACAUAUACGAGGAGUGGCUCCACUGCUGUGGUAGAAACAGCGCCGAGGACUACUUGCACCUGGAGAAGGAGCCUCCGCCGAGCUGUUGUCUCGAUCAGGACUGCUCCAAGCUCUUGAAUCUCUACAUGUCCGGUUGCGAAAACAAGUUCAAGGAGUAUGUCAGUGGGAAGACCGCGAACUUCCACUCCCUGAGUUGGUUUCUCAUACUCUUUGAGUUCGCCGGAUCGGUGACCACCUGCUACCUGGUAGACAGCAUUCGCAAUCACCGCGACCGCAUACGAUUCUAUAAUUAAAUUAAGUGUUUAGUGUUCUGCACGAAAUGUAUUAUCGUUAUUUGUUGUGAGUAAUUUCCUAGCCAUAAGGCCCUGGCAGAUUGUGAUUGUAGUUUACGAUGAUGAUUAAUCAAGUUAGGCUACAGAUACCAAGUAUUUUAUGAAUGAAACUGUAAACUGGCGCCUACGCCCAGAAGUAAAAUCGAAACGAAAAUAAAUAAAUAAAAAGGCGCGUUGCCAUUGACUAAACUUUACAAGAAAUCUUCGGCCAUAAGAAAAAAAUAA